Messenger RNA from Wasmannia auropunctata (little fire ant), 557 nucleotides. Its product is annotated as abaecin-like. Lineage: Eukaryota; Metazoa; Arthropoda; Insecta; Hymenoptera; Formicidae. The transcript is spliced from 3 exons. Bases 125 to 289 code for a protein of 54 amino acids. The record is from RefSeq and is a predicted model, not a curated record.
CAACUUAGAUCUUUUGCUUUUCGCGUCUUUUAUACAAACGAUAACGAUAUAUAAGAGACGUGUAUUAAUGUAGACAGCACAACUCGAGUUCCGCUGCCAUCAGACUAAGAACAAUACAUUCAACAUGAAGUUUGCAAUGUACAUGGUGAUGCUGUUAGUUGCAAUCUGCGCUCUGUUUGCCGAUACUCAUGCACUCCCGAAACACAGAUUUCGCUUACCAAGCGGCCCUGGCUACGGCCCAUUUAAUCCCCAACAACCUUGGCCGGUACCGUGGCCAAAUAAUGGUUAAUAAUCUGAUGGAUGAUACCGAUGAUGGAUGAUCUAACUACUAAAAAUCAUAAAUAUUUGAAAUAUAACUUAUUUAUUACUAAAGAUUUUGAAGUGAAUUAAAAACUGAAAGCUAAUAUGUAUGUCAUAAUGUGUAUUAUUUAUGUUAAAUUUAUAAAUAUAUAUGUAUAUAUAUUUAUUUAUUUAUAUUUGUACAUUAAAUAAUGCAUCUAUUGUAAAUUUCGAUUUAUUCAAUACCAUUUUUCCUCAAAUAUAUGAUAUACUAGCAA